AGUCGAAACUUGCAAGAGAAGGAGAACAUACUUCCCCCCAAAAAAUUUCUAUCACUAUUUAUUUCCCCCCCUUUUAUUAAACCCACCGACCCCCUAAAUUUCCCUAAUUCUUUGUCCCUUCUCCUCGUCCACAGCCGAACAGCAUACAAGUAGUAGUUAGUCAGUUGGAUUCAAAUGGACAUGGAUCCUGAUGACGUUUUUCGAGACGACGAAGAUGAUCCUGAAAAUGAUAUCUAUCAGGACAGACAGUCUAGCAAAGAACUAGUGGUGUUCCUGGUGGAUGCUUCUCCCAAAAUGUUCACUCUCACUUGUCCCACCGAGGAAGAUGAAGAGAAUACAUCUCAUUUUCAUGUUGCUGUGAGUUGCAUUGCACAAUCUAUCAAGGUUCAGAUCAUCAACAGACCAUAUGAUGAAAUUGCCAUAUGCUUCUUCAAUACUAGAGAAAAGAAAAACUUGCAAGAUCUUAAUGGUGUUUAUGUAUUUAAUGUUGCUGAAAGAGAACAUUUGGACAACCUUACAGCACGGUUUAUAAAGGAGUUUGAUCACGUAGAAGAAUCUUUCAGUAAAGUCAUUGGGAGCGAGUAUGGCAUUGUCCCUGGUUCUAGGGAUAAUUCGUUGUACAAUGCACUCUGGGUUGCGCAAGCACUACUACGUAAAGGAUCUGCCAAAACAGCUGAUAAGCGCAUAUUGCUGCUUACAAAUGAAGACGAUCCUUUUGGAAAAAUCAAGGGAGUGACAAAGCUAGAUAUGGCUAGAACAACAUUGCAGCGAGCUAAGGAUGCACAAGAUCUUGGAAUAUCGAUUGAACUUCUUCCUCUAAGUAGUCCAAAUGAAGAAUUUAACGUCUCACUUUUUUAUGCUGACUUGAUUGGAUUGGAUGGUGACGAGCUUGCUCAGUUCAUGCCGUUGGCUGGAGAAAGAUUUGAAGACUUAAAUAAACAAUUAAGAAAACGCAUGUUCAAGAAGCGCAAAGUUCGCAGGAUCACAUUUAUGAUCGCAGGUGGUUUAUCAAUCGAAGUAAAUACAUAUGCACUUAUCCGUCCUGCUGUUCCAGCGAAAGUUACAUGGCUCGAUUCUGUCACCAAUAUUCCUUUAAAGGCUGAGCGGUCCUUUAUAUGUGCUGACACUGGGGCACUCGUGCAAGAGACUCCAAAGCGUUUUCAAAGCUACAAAAAUGAGGAUAUCAAGUUUUCAGUAGAAGAGCUUUCAGAAAUCAAGAAAGUUUCAACAGGAAACCUACGUCUUCUGGGUUUUAAGCCAUUAAGUUGCUUGAAGGAUUAUCACAACCUGAGGCCACCGGCAUUUUUAUUUCCUAGUGACGAGGAAGUGAUGGGAAGCACGUGUAUUUUCAUUGCCCUUCACAGAUCUAUGAUACGUCUUAAACGUUUUGCAGUUGCAUUUUAUGGGAGUUCAACUCAUCCUCAGUUGGUUGGACUGAUUGCACAAGAGGAGAUCAUUGAAGGUGGUGGUCAGAUUGAACCACCAGGAAUGCACAUGAUAUAUCUUCCAUAUUCUGAUGACAUAAGACCCAUAGAAGAGCUUCACGCAGAGACUAGUGGUGUGAUUCCCGUGGCCACUGAUGAUCAAGUCCAAAAGGCUGCUGCUUUGGUGAAACGCGUAGACUUGAGAGAUUUUUCUGUCUGCCAAUUUUCAAAUCCUGCCCUGCAGAACCACUACGCUGUGGUACAAGCUCUGGCCCUUGAUGAAGAUGAGAUGCCUGAAAUUGUUGAUGAAACUCUUCCGGAUGAAGAAGGCAUGACUAGGUCAGGGAUUGCUAAAGCGUUGGAAGAGUUCAAGAUUUCCGUCUACGGAGAGAACUAUGUUGAAGAAAAUGAAAAUCCAGUUCAGGGAAAGGCAAAUAAUGCCACCAAGAAAAGGAAAGCGGCUGCUGAAGACAAGAGUGCAUACUAUGACUGGGGCAAACUCGCAGAUGAUGGAAAGUUGAAAGAUCUGACUGUAAUGGAGCUAAAGAACUACUUAAUAGCUAACGGUCUUACUGUAGCGGGGAAAAAGGAGGCUUUAAUUAGUAGGAUCUUAACACACUUGGGCAAAUGACAAGUAGCAUGUCUUUUUCCAUAGAUUGAAUUUUGCGUUGCCUACUACCAUGGUUAUUUAUGAUUUGUCGAAUGUACAGAAUUCUACUUUUGUUAUGGACCAAAUGUUUAUUUUGUCAAA
This is a messenger RNA of Erigeron canadensis, 2175 nucleotides long. RefSeq names its product ATP-dependent DNA helicase 2 subunit KU70. The record is from RefSeq and is a predicted model, not a curated record. Gene Ontology annotation, cellular component: nucleus; Ku70:Ku80 complex. The transcript is spliced from 20 exons. The coding region runs from base 175 to 2055 and encodes 626 amino acids. NCBI's taxonomy places the organism in Eukaryota, Viridiplantae, Streptophyta, Magnoliopsida, Asterales, Asteraceae. Gene Ontology annotation, molecular function: double-stranded DNA binding; damaged DNA binding; DNA helicase activity. Gene Ontology annotation, biological process: double-strand break repair via nonhomologous end joining; cellular response to gamma radiation; telomere maintenance.